Molecule: messenger RNA, 1701 nt
Organism: Styela clava
Lineage: Eukaryota; Metazoa; Chordata; Ascidiacea; Stolidobranchia; Styelidae
Source: the annotation of a RefSeq genome assembly
GUGUUGUUUUUAUUACUUUUUUACUUUUUACAAUUUCCUCUGAUAUUAUUUUAUUUUUAUUUUUUAUGAAGUAGGUUUAAUAGUAAGUAUGUUAAGUUUAUAUAUAAGAUUAAUUUAGUAUUAAUGUUUUUUAUUUUGUUGUCUUUUGUGUUGAAGGGGAUGAGUUUUACUGUUGGAUUAAAUAUUUGGUCUUAUUUUGUUUUUAGGAGUGGGUUUAGGUUGGUGUUGGAUGUUCAAAGUGUGUUAUUUACUUUAAUUAUUUGGAUUGUCUCCUGGUCUAUUAUUUUAUUUAGUGAAAAUUACAUGAAUUCAGAAAUAUACAUAUAUAAUUUUGUCUUUUUGUUAUUGAUGUUUAUUUUUUUUAUGGUGGUAUUAGUAAUGUCCAGAAAUUUUUUGAUAUUACUAAUUGGUUGAGAGGGAGUUAGAGUUAUAUCCUAUUUGUUAAUUUCCUGGUGAUCUAUGCGUUAUUUAGCAGUGAACAUAGGGAUACAAGCUGUGCUUUUUAAUCGUAUCGGUGAUUUUGGGCUUUUAUUGAUUAUUUUUACGAGGCUUGUUUAUGGCUUUGGGCCGGUAAUAAAUAGGUAUGUGGGUAAAAACCUAUUUAUAGUUUUUUUGUUGUUUGGUGUUAUAGCUAAGUCUUCUCAAAUUUUUUUUCAUCCUUGGUUACCUAACGCUAUAGAGGGCCCAACCCCGGUUUCUUCUUUAUUACAUAGUUCUACUAUGGUGGUAGCAAGGGUGUAUUUGUUGUUGCGGUUGUCUGAUUUUUAUAUGUUUUCUUAUCUUAUUACGUAUGUUAGGGCUUUGACUAUAUUAAUAGGCGGCCUAUUUAGUGUUUCUCAGUUUGAUUUUAAGAAGAUUGUGGCUUAUAGUACUACUAGCCAAUUGAGGUUUAUAUUUGUUUUAAUUGGGUUAGGGCUAAAACAAAUUUGUUUAUUGUAUGUUUGUAUCCAUGCUUUUUUUAAGGCUAUACUGUUUCUUAUUAGUGGUGCCUUUAUUCACGGGGUAAAUUCGGUGCAAGAUUUUCGGAUUAUGAAAAUGACUACUUUUAUUAAUGAGUCUUUUACUUAUUUUUUUGCUUUUGGGAGUUUUGUAAUGAUGGGAUUUCCCUUUAUGUCGGCCUUUUAUAUGAAGGAUAUUAUAGUGGAUUAUACUAGUGUAACUUUCUUUAAUGUCAUAUUAAUAAUUUUAUUGUUUUUAGGUCUUAUGACGACUUGUAUUUACUCUCUUCGAAUUAUUUUUUAUAUGUUAAGGCAUUUAUAUUUGAACUUAACAAAAAAUAAUAGGAUAGAAAACAUAGUAAUAAGAUAUUAUUAUGUUCGUUUACUGGUUUUGUCUUUAGUUUCAGGGCUUUUGUUGUUUUACUUUUACGGUCCUAAUGUGGAAUUUUUAGUAUUUUUAGGGGAUAAACUUAAGCCCAUUUUAUUUAUUUUGUUUUCUGCAGUGAUUGUAAUUUUGGCUAUAAUCCGCCCUAACUUUCAUAUAUUAUAUAUUAGGAAAUAUAUGUUAUUCUAUAACCCCGCCCUCUUUAAGAAAAUUUCCACAUUGAUUGAUGUGUUUAGUUGGUUUUGGUUACUGGUUGAUUAUUUUUUUAUGGAGUUAUUAUUUUCUAUGUUUUUAAAAAAAUACACAUUAAUUAAUUCAAAGUAUAUUUAUUUAUUUACGGGGAUUAUUUUUGUUGUUUUCUUGUUUAUUAUUAAUUAA